GUGACCAUCUCUCACGCUUUGGUCCAGAAGGACAAUCCUGCCUCGAUUUCGAAGGACCGCAACGACUUCACCACUACGUUGCACCUCCGGACGGACAACGUCAAGAUCGGCAACCUUAAUAUCGCCAACAUGGCAGGCAAGAUCAACGCCGUCUCGGUUGUCGGCACCAAUUCCGGCUUCUACGCUUGCUACUUCACGGGCUAUCGGGACGCGCUUUACGCGAACAAGGGCGCCAAUCUGUACGCCAAGUCGUACAUCAGCGGUGUGGAAGACUUCAUCUUCGGGCAGUACGCGAGUGCAUGGUUCGAGUCGUGUGACAUCGUGUCGAUCGAUGCGGGUCAUAUCACGGCUAAUGGCCGUGACUCCGACACCAACCCGUCCCAGUACGUCUUCAACAACGCGCACGUGUCCGGCACGGCUAAACCUGGAUCAGUCUACCUCGGUCGCCCGUGGCAGCCCUACGCUCGUGUCGUCUUUCAGAACAGUAAACUUGUCAAAGUUGUCAACCCUGCUGGCUGGGAGUUGUGGGAAGACAACAACACCGCCAACAUUUACUUCGAGGAGUACAACAACAGCGGGGCUGGCGCAGCUACGGAUGAUCGAGCGGAUUUUAGUAGAGUGUUGGCGAAACCUGUGGCUAUCGCUGACGUUCUCGGUGAGAACUACGAGAUUGCGGGGCGGGUUGAU
Phytophthora sojae is the source of this 687-nucleotide messenger RNA. RefSeq lists its product as hypothetical. The transcript is spliced from 2 exons. Gene Ontology annotation, biological process: cell wall modification. The annotation marks the transcript as partial. Gene Ontology annotation, molecular function: pectinesterase activity. The record is from RefSeq and is a predicted model, not a curated record. Lineage: Eukaryota; Oomycota; Peronosporomycetes; Peronosporales; Peronosporaceae.